GAAUUGAGCGAGUCUUCAUCACUUUCUAUCGAAACUUAUUUUUUCUUGUAGCGCUGACGAACGUGCACUCCCUCCCUUUCUCCCCUGCACGACAGCAUCUCUAUCUCUCUUUUUUAUUGUUGUAGUAACUAUAACAGAUUUUUCUGAUAAGGAGUUCUUGUCCGUUGGUAUUGAUUGUACAGUCUGCUCCUUCUCCACUGACAAUCUUUCUUCAAUUCCAACAUGAGCGCUUACAAGCGGGUGCGUUCCAGCUCCAAGUAUGAGGAGGCCAACGUGUCCGCCUUCGUGGACAGCUGCGUGGACUUUACGACCAACGUCGCGUUCCACACGGUGGACGAGGGCAAGACGCUGACGGCGAAGGAGGGCCGCGUGCAGACGGUGCUGGUGCUUGGCACGGAUGCGCAGCUGAGGGAACCCGCUGCGGCUGCCACGUGCCCGUUUUACGAUGCCGCGGUCGCGGCUGCGGCUGCUGCUGCGCCGGAGGCGCGUGCGUACGUGGCCACUGCGUCGUCGAAGCUUCGCGUGCUGAUCGGCAAGGUGCCGUCAGCGGCGUCGCGCCACAACUGCCCUGCCCGCCCGGAUGCGAUCCACGAGAUCGUGAAGCAGGCCGUCGCGCAGUGCCCCUCCGAUGACGAGUCGGCCGGGCUGGACAUCUACUACCUGGGCUCUGGGUACGAUCUGAGCGUUGCGACGGCGAUCGCACGCUCGUGCAACCAGUCCUUCUCCGCCAAGAAGGGUCUCGCGGAGCAAGGCUACCUGCGUGCCGGUCGUCCGGUGCGUGCGGUGAUCCCCUCCUGCAAGCCCGCCGCGCUUGCCGUCGUGGCGCACAGCGUGCAGCUGUGCCAGCGCCUGGUGAACGCGCCGACGAGCCUGCUGGACACCGUCACGUUCGCCGAGAUCGCCGUCCGCUGGGCCGACAAGCUGCGGAGGGAGGGCCUGGACGUGUCCGCGGAUGUUAUCGCGGGCGAGGAGCUGCGUGAGCGCGGGUACGGCGGCCUUUAUGGCGUGGGCAAGGCGGCCGAGUACCCGCCGCAGCUGGUGACGCUGUCGUACAAGCCGAAGGCGGGCAUCUCGCCGAAGGACCGGAUCGCGCUUGUGGGGAAGGGCAUCGUGUAUGACACUGGCGGUCUGUCCAUUAAGUCGCGGGAGGGCAUGUGCACGAUGAAGCACGACAUGGGCGGUGCUGCUGCGGUGUUCUGCGGGCUGCUUGCCCUGGCGCAGUUGGGUGUCCCUGUGGAGGCGUCGAGUGUGUUGUGCAUGGCCGACAACGCCGUGGGCCCUUGCGCGCAGCGUCCCGACGAUAUCAUCCGGAUGAAGUCCGGUGUGACGGUGGAGAUCAACAACACGGACGCGGAGGGCCGCAUUGUGCUCUCCGACGGUGUGUACCACGCCAGCCACGAGCUGAGCUACGUGCCGAGCAUCGUUGUCGACAUGGCCACGCUGACUGGCGCCCAAGGGAUUGCCACGGGCCAGCGCCACGCUGCCAUUUACACAAACACGGAGGGUAGUGAGUCCCGCUUCGUGCAGACGGGCUUGGUCUCCGGUGAUCUCUGCUUCCCCGUGGUUUACUGCCCGGAGUUUUUCAACCCCGAGUACUCGAGUGCGGUGGCCGAUUACAGGAACAGCGUGAAGAACCGCGCCAACGCGCAGGUGAGCUGCGCCGCCCAAUUCAUUGGCAACAACUUGGCGAAGGACUACAAAGGGGAAUGGGUGCACGUGGACUUGGCGGGUCCUGCGACGCGUGAUGAGGCGACGGGCUUCGGUGUGGCGCUGAUUGCCCAGCUCUACGCCCCAGAAUCGUUUUAA
Leptomonas pyrrhocoris is the source of this 1806-nucleotide messenger RNA. Its product is annotated as aminopeptidase putativemetallo-peptidase Clan MF Family M17. The transcript has a single exon. The record is from RefSeq and is a predicted model, not a curated record. Lineage: Eukaryota; Euglenozoa; Kinetoplastea; Trypanosomatida; Trypanosomatidae. Gene Ontology annotation, biological process: proteolysis. Gene Ontology annotation, molecular function: manganese ion binding; metalloaminopeptidase activity. Gene Ontology annotation, cellular component: cytoplasm. The coding region runs from base 223 to 1806 and encodes 527 amino acids.